Molecule: messenger RNA, 939 nt
Organism: Blepharisma stoltei
Lineage: Eukaryota; Ciliophora; Heterotrichea; Heterotrichida; Blepharismidae
Source: the annotation of a GenBank genome assembly
AUGUAUAUGAGACCUUUUAAAAAUCAACUGUUUACAAUUGAAAAUAGAAUAAUAAGAGAACAUAAACCGAAUUACGAUAAAUUUCAGUGAAAAAUGGGAGGACGAUGCUCUUGUCUAUCAGGGAACACUUUAGAAACGAAAAACAUCGAACUUUUACAAAAUUCUAAAGACACAACGUGCUAUCAAGACGUCACAGACCUAGAAAUGUACGAUCAGCCCACAAUUAUGAUUUUUUCUUCGUUGCCAACAAUGAAUCAUCAAUGCAAUAUCAUAAUUCAGUCUGCGUUUCGAGGGUUUUUAGCAAGAAAAUUAAUAAAAAAGUUAAAAUCCCGGCGAAAAUCGCAGUCUGAAAUCUCACCUGUCAGCAAAUUACCCCUGAAUUUCAGAAAAUAUGACGAAAAAAUUAAAAGCGGAGACACAUCACCAACCAUAUAUAUAGUUAAUGAUGACGGCUCAGAAUAUGAAGGCUUCUCACGAAAUGGUAUGCCUAAUGGCAAAGGAAAAUUAAAGUUAAGCGAUGGAACGGUAUAUACUGGAAAUUUUAUUGAUGGAAAAAGGCAAGGGUAUGGGAAGCUAAAAUAUCAUGAUGAUGGCUUUUAUGAAGGAGAGUUCAGAAACGAUCUUUGUGAUGGAUAUGGAAUAAGGAAAUGGGCUAAUGGCAAUAAGUAUAAAGGCUACUGAGUUGGUGGCAAAAUGGAAGGGCAAGGGGAAUACACUUGGGAAGAUGGAAGAAAAUAUAUUGGAUAUUUCAAAAAUGAUAACAAGCAUGGAUAUGGGGAGCUAUUUUGGCCUGAAGGAAGGAUUUAUAAAGGAAAUUGAGCUGACGGGAAGCAAGAUGGCAUAGGAAUUUAUACAUGCUUGGAUUCAAAGAAUAAAACCAGCAAAACUGUCAAAGGGUUAUGAAAAAAUGGGAAAAGAAUAAAUUGACUCAAAAUUUAA